This is a messenger RNA of Harpia harpyja (harpy eagle), 1074 nucleotides long. RefSeq names its product chromosome 11 C1orf52 homolog (gene C11H1orf52). The transcript is spliced from 3 exons. Lineage: Eukaryota; Metazoa; Chordata; Aves; Accipitriformes; Accipitridae. The coding region runs from base 44 to 595 and encodes 183 amino acids. The record is from RefSeq and is a predicted model, not a curated record.
GCCCGGUUUCCGUGCGGGCGCUGUCGCGGCGGCAGGCCCCGCCAUGGCGGCGGAGGGAGAGGACCCGCUGGGCUAUUUCGCGGCCUACGGCAGCUCCAGCUCCGACUCGGAGGCCGACGAGCCGCAGCCCGACGAGCGCCAGGCGGGGGGCGGCGCGGCGGCGGGGGGCAGCCCGGGGCGGCGGCCGCGGCUGCCGCCGCCCGACGAGCUCUUCCGUAGGGUGUCGCAGCCGCCCGCCUUCCUCUACAACCCGCUCAACAAGCAGAUCGACUGGGAGAGCCGCGUCCUGCGGGCGCCUGAGGAGCCCCCCAAGGAGUUCAAGGUGUGGAAGAACAACGCCGUGCCCCCGCCGGAGACCUACAGCCCGCCCGAGAAGAAGCCCCCGCCGCCCCCUGCCCUCGACAUGGCCAUAAAGUGGUCCAACAUCUACGAGGACAACGGCGACGACGCGCCCCGGCAGGCCGGCAAGGCCAGGUUUCUGCCGGCUGAGGAGCAGGACCCCCUCGAAUCGGAUGGUGAAAAAGAUGAUGAACCAGCUUCCGCCAAGAAACGUAAACUAGACUCUGGGGAGCAGACAAAGAAGAAGAAGUUAUAAGCAGGGCAUGCUGGAUUUAGCCAUAAUGAGAAUUUCAAUGAACUUGGAUUCCUCUGCUGCAAUGGGAAACAAAUACAUGUUUACUGAAUUUCUCUUGCCUAUCGGGUAGGGAAUUUUAUUUCUGUAGUAUGCUUGCCUUUUGGAAGCACAAAAUUAAAUGGACAGUGUCGUGAUAGAAACUCGUCUACUGAACAAAAUUUAAACCUGUUUAUUUAAAAGAGGUGUUUAGAAGAGGGAUCCAUUGUGAUGGAUACUUGUGCUCAUGCAGGUUACAGGACUUCAUGGUAUUUUGUUUAUCAAGAAACCUGGUAACAUGAGCUUUUCUGGACUGACUUUUCCAUUGUGUCAAAACCUUUUAUAAAGGAGUAUAUACUAAAGAUUCUCUAAGUACUGUCCUGUGAUAUGUUUGCAUAAUGUUGUUUUGAAAUGUAUGUAAAGACUGCAGAUAGGUCACUGGAAUAAAACUACAUUCGAAAACA